Messenger RNA from Alexandromys fortis (reed vole), 3285 nucleotides. It is a transcript of the gene Nmur2, whose product is annotated as neuromedin U receptor 2. Gene Ontology annotation, biological process: neuropeptide signaling pathway. Lineage: Eukaryota; Metazoa; Chordata; Mammalia; Rodentia; Cricetidae. Gene Ontology annotation, cellular component: plasma membrane. The transcript is spliced from 4 exons. The coding region runs from base 115 to 1350 and encodes 411 amino acids. Gene Ontology annotation, molecular function: neuromedin U receptor activity. The record is from RefSeq and is a predicted model, not a curated record.
CUCACCGGGUCUUCUUCAGAAGCCUCUGCUUUCAGGGUUGUCCCCGCUCCGGCUCAGCCUGGGACGGAGCCUCAGAUCAGGGGACACCUGUAGCCUUGAAUUUUAACCUCAGCGAUGGGAAAACUUGAAAAUGCUUCCUGGAUCUACGAUCCUCUCCUGAAGUACCUGAACAGCACAGAGGAGUACCUGGCUCACAUCUGUGGACCCCGACGCAGCCACCUCUCCCUCCCGGUGUCUGUGGCCUAUGCGCUGAUCUUCGUGGUAGGGGUGAUGGGCAAUCUUCUGGUGUGCCUGGUGAUCCUCCGACAUCAGACCUUGAAGACAACCACCAACUACUACCUCUUCAGCCUGGCCAUCUCAGACCUGCUGGUCCUGCUAUUUGGGAUGCCUCUGGAGGUCUAUGAGAUGUGGCACAAUUACCCCUUCCUGUUCGGGCCGGUGGGCUGCUACUUCAAGACCGCCCUCUUCGAGACUGUGUGCUUUGCCUCCAUUCUUAGCGUCACCACAGUUAGCAUAGAACGCUACGUGGCCAUCGUCCACCCGUUCCGAGCCAAGCUGGAGAGCACGCGGCGGCGGGCCCUUAGGAUCCUCAGCCUCGUCUGGGGCUUCUCGGUGAUCUUUUCUUUGCCCAACACCAGCAUCCAUGGCAUCAAGUUCCAGUACUUUCCCAACGGGUCCUCCGUGCCCGGCUCUGCCACCUGCACAGUCAUCAAGCCCAUGUGGGUGUACAACUUCAUCAUCCAAGCCACCUCAUUCCUCUUCUACGUCCUCCCGAUGACCCUCAUCAGCAUCCUCUACUACCUCAUGGGGCUCAGACUGAAGAGAGAUGAAUCCCUUGAGGCAGACAAACUGACUGUGAGCAUUCACAGACCCUCCAGAAAAUCAGUCACCAAGAUGCUGUUUGUCUUGGUCCUCGUGUUUGCUAUCUGCUGGACCCCUUUCCAUGUGGACCGGCUCUUCUUCAGCUUUGUGGAGGAGUGGACUGAGUCCCUGGCUGCUGUGUUCAAUCUCAUCCACGUGGUAUCAGGUGUCUUCUUCUACCUCAGCUCAGCUGUCAACCCCAUUAUCUAUAACCUCUUGUCAAGACGCUUCCGGGCGGCCUUCCGGAAUGUCAUCUCUUCUUCCUGCAAGUGGUGCCGUUCCCAGGAUCUCCCACCAGGACCUCGGGCCCAGAAGAUCAUCUUCUUGACAGAAUGCCACCUUGCGGAGUUGACAGAGGAGACAGGCCCCCAGUUCCCCUGUCAGUCAUCCAUUUACAACUCACACCUCUCCACAGCCCCUGUGCUGGACAGGUACCAUGAAGGGAGUGGUCAGAAGACCACGUCAGAAGGCCUGGAUUCUGUGGAUUGACACCCCUCUAAGCCCCAGCAAGCAAGGAGGGGCAUCCUGUCACCUGUGCCUGCUGUGUGGCAUUAGGAAGACAAGACUCUUAGGUCCCACAUACUCGUGACUUUUUUGACGUAAAAGUCAGGACUUCGUUCUAGGUCACCAUGUAGACACUGCUGAUUUAGACACUCCAUCUUUCCGUACUGCGAGUUUUCAAAACUGUGAUUGCGAUGCAUCACAUGUGAGUCUUACUUAAAGACGCUUUCAUAAUGUUGAGUUUAACAGAGCGAAGCAAGGCAGAGGAGCUAAGCUGCACAGCCCAGUUAGCCCAACCUCCAAAGCCCAGGACUCAUAAGGAGCUACUGGGGUGAGCCAGUGACUGGCUCAGAACUGCUCACGAAAACUUCCCCCUCCAAUAGUUAGGACUUUUGCAAGCUUGUUGUCGAAUGAGCGAUGGCUUGAAAUCAGUCAUAGGAGAAAUAUUUAGGCUACGGGAAUUAACAAGCUCUCCAAAUCAAGGCUAAAUCAUUUUUGUCCCCUGGAGAGCUGGCCCGAGAGCAGGUUGAGAGCUAUUAAUAAGCUGGCACUUUGCCAGCUUGCUGCAAUGCGUGUGACUUGUUUUUAGACCAAAAGCUGGUAAUGCUGUAAUUAAGGACUACUUAGAGUCCUGGUUAACUCGGUUAACUAGAUUUCUUUUUUAAACCUGGAGUUCCCAGGAAAAAAAAUAAUAAGCAAAAGCCUGUUAAUUAAACCAAUGGAAGCAGCAUCCAGCAUUUUAUAAUUAACCUCGAGUCGAAAGACUAUUUUUGGAUGCCAUUCAUUAACAUUAGCGCAGAAAACAGCAGUGGACCGAGCGUUGUUUUUCCUCUUACAUCUAUGUUUACAGAAUCCACAGGACGUGUUGUCAAAGCAGGCGAGAUCCCCACAUUCUCUACUUGGCUUGGCUGCAGACUUAUUCCCUCCUUAACAUGGAGAGACAUGGUUAGUGGGUAAAGGCUCUCACCACCAAGUCUUAGGACCUAAGUUCGAUACCUGGAAUUCACAUGGUUAAGGGAGAAACGUGACUCCUCAACCCAUCUUCUGACAUCGAAACAUGUACCAUGACGUAUUCUCCCCACAGGCCCCUACACACAUCACACUAAAUAAAGUCAUAUAAAAUUUUUUAAAGAGUAUGAUAUAAAUCCAUAGUGUGGAAGCUAACAACUAUACCAUCUUCUAGAAGUCAAGCAAAUCAAAAUCAUAGCCAAGGCAGCCUUUAAUCCCCUCCUUUCCCUUCUCAACCUCAGUAGAUGACUGAACGCCUUGUGGAUUCCACUCCUGACCCCCACCUGUGGAACACUUUGGAAGCUUUUCAAGACAAGGUCAAUAUUUAGAAGUUUUGACUGAUUUAUGAAUGGGAUAGAGAUUGUAGACUAUACCUACAAUAUACUGGUUUUGCUGUUAGGAAAAUACAUUCACUAUGCAAAACAGACUAUUAGCUUAGAGAGAGUGAUGGAGAAGUCUGGCAAAGAAAGCCAAAGCCAAGGACUACAGGACAGAGGGAAGCGGGACAGGAGAGAUGGCUCAGUGGACAAAGACGUUUGCGGGCAAACCUGAUGAUCUGAGUUCCAGUGGUUGACAAAGAGACCCAACACCAGAAGUAUUCUCUGACCCGGCUCGCUCACCAUGACUUGUGUAGCAGCACCCAUUCAACAUAAUAAUAAUAAAAUUAUUUUUUAAAUGGAAUUUACCCUAUCAAACACUCGCAAUGUCUGUAUACCAUGAAACCACAUGGAGGCAUAGAAAAGGAUGUUUGUGAGUAACCAUUAUUUUGAAAAUACAGCUUAAAAGGUUUGAUAGAACACACUUAUUUAAAUAUUUUCAGAACAGAAAGACUAUCUUCUAUUGACAUUUUAUGUUUUGUUUUAUAAAUGUUGAAAAUGUUAGACCCUGGCUUUGAUGAUCAAUUCUUCAAGAACA